UUUCACUUUGUUAUUUAUUAAAUAAAAAAAAAAGUUUCUAAAAAAAAUUUUGCAAAGGUUCUCACGAAAAAGUCUGCCGUCGAGUCGUCGUGUCUACAUAAUCAAUUUGUUUAUCCAAAUAAAACUAAAGUUCUUAAUAGAAAGUGCAUUGCAAAAAACAGUUCAAUUAACUUUCCAUUUUUUUUCUACUUUCAACGCGAAGAACAGAAAGAAAACGACCAAAUUCCAUACCAAAUCUGCUCAAAUAUCAUCGAAAAAGAAUUCAAAAAUCUAGGUAAAGGCCAAUCAAUUGACAUUAUUAAUUUUAAAAUAUACGAUGUUGGGUUACAAGGGGUUAAAGGUCAACAUUGAGGAAGACGACCACGUCAACAAUUCCCAGCAGAAAGAUUAUUUUACUGGGGCACAAAGGCGACGUAUAGCUGCCCAGAUCAGGGACGGCAUUGAGCCAGAAGAAGCAAGGCGCAGAGAAAAAAUAAGAUACGCAAAGGCAUUAGAAGACCAGAAGGCAGGCAUAUUAGUGCAAGCAAGAAACAAGGUCAAAGGGGAACGGUCAGCUGACAACUCGCCAGCAGCAGUCACGAUUAAGGCAGACGAAUACGUCAACAAACCCCAGCAGAAAGAUUAUUUCACUGGGGCACAAAAGCGACGUAUAGCUGCACAGAUUUGGGACGGCAUUGACCCAGAAGAAGCAAGGCGCAGGGAAAAAGCUCGAUACGCAAAAGUAUUAGAAGAAAGAGAACGGUCAGCUGGCAACUCCCCUGCAAAAGCAGCAGUCAUGAUUGAGGGAGACGACUACGUCAACAAAGCCCAGCAAAAAGAUUAUUUCACUGGGGCACAAAAGAGACGUAUAGCUGCGCAAAUCAGGGACGGCAUUGAACCAGAAGAAGCAAGGCGCAGGGAAAAGGCUAGAUAUGCAAAAGUAUUAGCAAACAAGGAGGCAGGCAUAUUAGUGCAAGCAACAACCAACCGCAAAAGGGAAUGGUCAGCUGACAACUCCCCUGCAAGAUCAACAGUCAUGAUUGAGGGAGACGACUACGUCAACAUACCACAGCAGAAAGAUUAUUUCACUGGGGCACAAAGGCGACGUAUAGCUGCUCAGAUCAGGGACGGCAUUGAGCCAGAAGAAGCAAGGAGAAGGGAAAAGGCUAGGUACGCAAAAGUAUUAGCAGAAGAAAGAGAACGGUCAGCUGACAACUUCCCUGCAGGACCAGCCCCGAAGAAGCAUCGUGCUCACGUGGAGACCAGACCCAGCCCAAGCACUAGCAAACAAGACAACUUCUUUUUCAACCAUGGAAGAGAAGAUGCUUAUUCGAGACCAAGCACAUCAGGGGGCUCCUAUCGGGAUGCCACAGCUCAAUGUAAGAUCGCGAUUGUUCACUUGCUACAUCCGUUCCAAACACUUACUGAGCGUGAAACCAAACUGGUCAAAAAAAGCGUUCUGGAAGAGAUGGACAAAAGAUAUAGAAACUGUCCAGCAAUUAAGUUUGUGGCUGUCUCGGACAGAGACGGAUGUCUUUCAUUUACCUGCCACGACACGGAGACCAAGAAAUGGCUCAUGUCUACAGCAGAGAAAAUAAAGCCAUGGCACGGCGCAAAACUACGUGUGAUUCAGGUCAACGAUAUACCAAAGCAACACGUUUGCAUCACAUAUGUCCCGGAAGACGAUAACCUCACCAAGGACAUAUUUCUAAAUCGGAUUGGAAAACAAAACACCAAUCUAAACACCAAAGACUGGAGGGUCCUCAGUAUCGUUAAGGAAAGCGGCGGAUAUCACGUCACAUUCUCCGUCGAUGAGCAAUCCAAGGACUCCAUUCUGAAGUCCAAGUGCAAAUUGUUUUUGAACUUUUCUCAGAUCGAAAUUAGGAUCAAGGGAAGUUCAAUACAGGAAAACUAUGGCACACAAGAAGAGGGCUUUAUAACACCACAGGAAGCCAAUAAUGAUGCUCCUGUAUUCAGUGGGUCAACGGUAGAGGAACUGAUGCUUUCGCUCAUGCCAGUAAACCCGAUCUACAAUAACUAUGGGAAUGAGGUGUAUCGAAAUGAAUAUGCAACACGCGAAGUACUGCCUCGGCGGUACUAAGCAGAUUUAAUAUAUAACACCUUUAUAAAGCCUUUAUCCAGGAGCCUUACAUAGUAAAAUACCAGAUAAAAGGCCUAUCAGCACACCAACAAGGAUAUAGCAGCAGCUAUCAUCCAUCUACACACCUCGGAGGGCAGGUCAGAAGCUGUCAUAUGCUCAACCUAUCUGAAGGGGGGAUUCUGCCGACCUCAGCUUAAUGUAAUACUUUAUUUUUUGGCUCUGAUUAUGCCAUUUCACCACUGCAAGAUCUAAUCGACUACUGUGGCAGAACAGACCGGCAAAUCAUCGCUAGUUGUGAUGCCAACGCCCACCACACUGUGUGGGGCAGCUCCAACAUAAACAAAAGAGGAAUAUCAAAAUGAGUAAAGCUCCAGGACCAACAC
Molecule: messenger RNA, 2463 nt
Organism: Episyrphus balteatus (marmalade hoverfly)
Lineage: Eukaryota; Metazoa; Arthropoda; Insecta; Diptera; Syrphidae
Product: cell death-inducing p53-target protein 1
Exons: 5
Coding region: 317-2080 (587 amino acids)
Molecular function (GO): zinc ion binding
Source: RefSeq, a predicted model, not a curated record